Molecule: messenger RNA, 1245 nt
Organism: Suillus paluster
Lineage: Eukaryota; Fungi; Basidiomycota; Agaricomycetes; Boletales; Suillaceae
Product: tRNA-guanine(15) transglycosylase-like protein
Exons: 11
Coding region: 1-1245 (414 amino acids)
Cellular component (GO): cytosol
Molecular function (GO): tRNA-guanosine(34) queuine transglycosylase activity
Source: RefSeq, a predicted model, not a curated record
AUGCAAUUCGAAGUUAUUGCAAAAUGCCACACAACUCGAGCGCGAGUUUGCAGAAUGAAGCUUGCCCACGGCAUCACAAUGCUUCCUACAUUUAUGCCUGUGGCAACGCAAGGAGCGAUUAAAGGCUUGACCCCACAACAGGUUGAAUCGCUCGGAAUCACGCUUAUGUUGAACAACACAUACCAUUUAAAUUUGCGACCUGGGAUCAAAGUCCUUGAUGAAGCGGGAGGAGCUCAUAAAUUCCAAGGUUGGAACCGCAAUCUUCUCACAGACAGCGGAGGCUUUCAGUUGGUCUCUCUGAGCAAGUUCACCAAUAUUACUGAGGAUGGUGCCUUGUUUACUAGUCCAUUCAAUGGAGAGCCAACAAUGCUUACGCCUGAAGAAAGCAUUUCUAUACAGCAUUCAAUCGGAGCGGAUAUUAUCAUGCAACUGGAUGACGUAGUCAGUAGUCUGACUGUUGGACCUCGAGUUGACGAGGCCAUGCACCGAUCCGUUCGAUGGCUAGAUCGUUGCAUCGAACAGCAUGAAAAGUCCGGCCGAAAAGACAAACAGAACCUUUUCGCUAUUGUUCAGGGAGGGUUGGAGCCAGCAUUGCGUGAUCUAUGUCUUGAUGCCAUGAUUGAGCGGAAGGACCGAGUUGCUGGGUAUGCUAUAGGCGGUCUUAGUGGAGGGGAAGAAAAGGGUGUGUUCUUUGACUGUAUCAAGCAGUGUGCAGACCGGCUACCUUCAGAUCGGCCUCGAUAUUCCAUGGGCGUAGGUUUUGCAGAAGAUCUGCUGGUCUGCGUUGCAUUGGGUGUUGACAUGGCGGAUUGCGUAUUCCCUACUCGAACUGCAAGAUUUGGUGUAGCCUUGACUUUCAAGGGGCCCCUGAACCUUAAGCUCGGAAAGCACACGAAGAGCAUGGAACCUAUAGAUAAGAACUGCCCUUGUCCAACAUGUACAAGUGGCAUGUCCCGAGCUAUGUUGCACCACAUCGUCACAAUAGAGACAGCUGGAGCUCACGCUGUCACGAUUCACAACCUUGUUUUCCAGGCCCGGGUCAUGGGCAGUGCAAGAGAUGCUAUCCUCGAAGGCCGAUUCCCUGAGUACUUAAGGUCGUUCUUCUACAAUUACUUCGGUGAUACAGGGUACCCCGAAUGGUGUGUAAACGCUCUGCGCAGCGUUGGGGUGGACCUGAUGCAGGGUGUUGACGUGCCGUUAAUUCAAGGAUCGGGGGUGAAAUGGGAGUACUCGGACGCGGCUUGA